Messenger RNA from Populus euphratica (Euphrates poplar), 751 nucleotides. RefSeq lists its product as uncharacterized. The coding region runs from base 145 to 636 and encodes 163 amino acids. The transcript has a single exon. The record is from RefSeq and is a predicted model, not a curated record. NCBI's taxonomy places the organism in Eukaryota, Viridiplantae, Streptophyta, Magnoliopsida, Malpighiales, Salicaceae.
CCUUUAAAAGUAGAUCACGGGCGUCGCCCCAACAUGUUUUAUUGCCACGAGUGCAAGCUCGUAUUCUCUUCCCCUUGACUCAUUUUGAAGAGCUAAAGGCCAUUUCCAUUGGGUUUGCCUUUCCAUUCAAGAUCCAUCUCUUCAAUGGCCGUUCUUUGGGCAGCUUUCUUUUUUCUAGCCCUCUCAACUUCUGCAGUCGUCAAUGCAGACGACGCUCCGACAGUAUACGAAGUUCUCCAAGAACACGACUUUCCAAUCGGCCUUCUUCCCAGAGGAGUAACGAGCUACGAAGUGGACAAAUCCACAGGUAAGUUCACAGUCCAUCUUAAUAGCUCUUGCUCUUUCAAAAUCGAUUCAUAUGAGCUCAAGUACAAGUCUGCGAUUGAGGGCGUCAUAGCCAAAGACAAGCUCUCAAAAUUAAGUGGGAUCCAAGUUAAGGUGCUCAUUUUGUGGCUAAGUAUUGCUGAAGUGAUCCGUGAUGUAGAUGAGCUCGAAUUUUCUGUGGGGAUUGCUUCUGCUGAUUUUCCUGUGAGAAAUUUUGAUGAAUGCCCGGCUUGUGGAUGUGGCUUUGAUUGUAAAGAUGUCAACUUGAGGAAAAUCACUUCUUCUUCUUCUUGCUUAGAUACCACUUACUGAUAAAUGGCAUCGAGAAGCGUGUUGCACAUGGAUGUGCUGUCUGUAAUAAGCAAUGACCUGACUUCCUCAGAUAGCACUCUUACCAAAAAUAAAUUACUGAAUGCUUUAUCUUUCA